UUAAAGAUCAAAUUUUUUUAGGGAAUCCUUUUCCAUAAAUAAGAUCAGAGAGAAAUUUAUAGGGGAAUUGGCGUAGGCGUUAAAGAUUGGGGAAGCUGGCGUUGAAUGAAAAAUAGUAACAUUUAUUUGAUUGAUUCUAAAAACGUAGGCUGGUGAAUGAGGAGCAUCUUGGGUCUGUUAAUAGUAUAUAUAUAUAGCUAGAAGACAGAAUAGAAUGGGAUCACUGGAAGACGAAAUUCGCGGGAAGAUCGGAGACAUGCAACGGCCAUUUGCAUCCUCCGAAGAAGACCGCAUCCAAACUCUGAGAUUUUGAAUUAAAGGUGCCGCCGGGAUGGAACAGUUCCGGCAUAUAGGAGAGGUGGUUGGGAGUCUGAAAGCGCUUAUGGUUUUGCGCGAUGAAAUCCAAAUAAACCAACGACAAUGCUGUUUGAUCCUGGACAUCUUCGGUUUGGCGAUGGAGACGAUCGCGGAGGAGAUAAGGCAGAACCUGAAGCUGGAGGAGCGUAACACGAAAUGGAAGGCUCUGGAAUUUCCGCUGCGUGAGCUAUGCAGGGUUUUGAAGGAGGGAGAGCUUUACAUAAGGCAGUGUUUGGAUUCCAAGGACUGGUUGGGGAAAGCCCUCACCCUUUCUCACAACAGAGAAUGCGUCGAAUUCCACAUCCACAAUCUUCUCUGUUAUUUCCCCGCCGUCAUCGAGGCCAUUGAGAACGCUGGACUGGUGUCAGGCUCGGAUCCGGACGAGAAGGAGAAGAAGAAAGUGAUGCUGGCUCGGAAAUACGACUUGGAAUGGAACGACCCCAAGCUGUUCCAGUGGAGGUUCGGGAAACAGUAUUUGGUCCCCCGCGAUAUUUGCAAGCAAUUGGAACACGCGUGGAGGGAGGACAGGUGGAGUCUCGUGGAAGCAAUCAAGGACAAGAAGAAGAAGAAGAAGAAGAAGAGCGAGCAGCGCCUAGCGGAUAUGUUGUUGAAGAAACUUCUUAAUGGGUCAGAGAUUGUCCCAAUUGAGGUUCUUAUUGGGUCGAAUGAUUACCAAGUUAGACGCAGGUUGGGUCGCGGUGGUAAGGAGUUUAAGGAAAUCCAAUGGCUCGGACAGUGCUUCGCGUUGAGACACUUUCAGGGUGAGAGACAAGCGCACGAGGCCGAGGUUUCCACUCUGCUCUCAUUAUCUCACCCCAACAUAUUGCAAUACCUCUGCGGGUUUUACGACGAGGAGAAAAAGGAGUAUUCCCUUGUGAUGGAGUUGAUGAACAAGGAUUUGUGGACUUACAUGAAGGAUAAUUGUGGUCCCAGGAGACAGAUUCUCUUCUCUGUCCCCGUUGUGGUGGACCUCAUGCUUCAGAUGGCCAGAGGCAUGGAGUACUUACAUUCCAAAAAGAUUUUUCACGGACACCUUAACCCUUGUAAUAUUUUGCUCAAGCCAAGGAACUCCCAAGAGGGUUAUUUUCAAGCAAAGGUUUCAGGGUUUGGCUUGUCUUCUGUGAACAAUAUUAACAUUAACAGUGAUGCUCAUGAGGACCACGACCCUUUAACUUGGUUUGCUCCCGAAGUUCUGACGGAGUUAGAACAAACGCCAGAUGCUUAUGCUAAUUCUACUUGUACCUCGGAGAAAGCUGAUGCUUAUAGCUUUGGGAUGAUAUGCUUUGAGUUGUUGACAGGGAAAGUGCCUUUUGAAGAUAACCAUCUUCGAGGAGCCAGAACCAGCCAAAACAUUAAAGCGGGUGAAAGGCCUUUGUUUCCUUACCGUUCCCCAAAAUACCUUGUGAGUUUGAUCAAAAAGUGUUGGCAAACAGACCCUGCUCAGCGUCCUACAUUCUCCUCCAUUUGUAGGAUUUUGCGUUACACGAAAAAGUUCCUUGCCAUGAACACGGAGUCCCAUAUCAUGAACCCAGAACUCAACAACCAGAUUGAGCUUCAGGCCCCUCCUGUGGACUGCUGCGACAUAGAAACGACGUUCCUAAAGGGCUUUUCAAUGGAGAGGACGACAUCUGGUGUGUUCGCUGUGUCGCAGAUACCCUACGAAAUGUUUGCUUAUAAAGUUGCCGAGAAAUUGAAAAUCAAUCCCAACAACAGCAGUAAGUGCUGCGAGCACCAAAAGGAGGAGCCCUCUUCGUGUAGGAGUGAAAGUGAUGAGCAAAGUGAUAACGCAUCCACUGUGGAAGAUCCGUUCCCACUACUAACCUCUCCGACAUCAGUUUGCGGUGACGCACGGUCUGUUUGCUCGGAAGCCCCGUUCAGGAAAACUGUUAGAAUGAAGAAACCAACACCCGUAAAGGCCAACAAAGAACAAGGAACUCCAAAAUUGUUAGUGACAAAGUCAUUACCAUCAUCUUUAUCUAAUCGAGUUUUAAGGACUACAAAGGUGAAUCAGUCGUCAUUGGCACCAAGCACUUUGAGCCCUGCAGCUGCAGAUAGAAGACGACCUCCCGUAGUCUCUGACAAAGGGAAUCAAUCACCACUAGUUUCGAGCUCAGUCAGGAGAAAAAAAUAUGACGGAAGCUUGUCGGAUUCUAAGGGCAGUUUAAGGCUGGAAAAAAGGGAUCAGCCACCAUUAGCAUUACAAGGUAGUUCAAAGAUGAAAAAGUCACAACUGAAGUUGAACCCUUCUUUGAGCCCAAGAAGACUACGACGUUCCAACACUGAGACCAAUUUGAAGGGGCUCACGCCGACCCAUACGUUAUGCUCUCAGAGAAUAUGCACAAACAGAAGUCGUAGUUAUCAUGUCUCAGAUUUGGAUAACGGUUUAAAGAUGACAAAAGGUAGGUUGUCAUCGUUGGCAUUAAGCCCCUAUAUGAGAAGAAAGAAAACAAGCGGCCAUGUCUCUGACUCCGAGAGCAGUUUUGUGAAGAAAAGAGGAAGUCUUUCACCAUUCGCAUUGAGCCCUUUGAGUCCUUAUGUGAGGACAACCUGUGGCCAUGUCUCGGAUUAAUUAAUUAAGGCCCUUUUGACUUUCAGUGCCUAUGGAAGAUUUUCAGAUUAUUUAAUCAGUCGUCACCUUUGCCUCUUAGCACAGUUAUAGUCCUUAGACUAUUUUGCACCAUGCAGAUUUUCCCAACAUUUGUUUACUCUUUUGCUUAACACAGACAUGUCUUAAGAUAAGUGGAAAACACAAAGAUGUAGCUUUUUAACGGAAGGUUAGAAGCAUAGUUUCAUGCUUGGUUGUAUUAUUUGCAGUCUCUCGGAGAUUUCCUUGUGUUUUUAGGAGUAUGGUUUUUAGGAACUGAUGAAUUUCAGUGAAUAUAUUCAUGUCAUAAAUUAUUGGA
Messenger RNA from Glycine soja, 3260 nucleotides. RefSeq lists its product as uncharacterized. Lineage: Eukaryota; Viridiplantae; Streptophyta; Magnoliopsida; Fabales; Fabaceae. Gene Ontology annotation, biological process: protein phosphorylation. The transcript has 3 exons. Gene Ontology annotation, molecular function: ATP binding; protein kinase activity. The record is from RefSeq and is a predicted model, not a curated record. The coding region runs from base 332 to 2926 and encodes 864 amino acids.